Nyctereutes procyonoides (raccoon dog) is the source of this 5559-nucleotide messenger RNA. RefSeq names its product NIPA like domain containing 3 (gene NIPAL3). NCBI's taxonomy places the organism in Eukaryota, Metazoa, Chordata, Mammalia, Carnivora, Canidae. Gene Ontology annotation, molecular function: magnesium ion transmembrane transporter activity. Gene Ontology annotation, cellular component: membrane. Gene Ontology annotation, biological process: magnesium ion transport. The transcript is spliced from 12 exons. The record is from RefSeq and is a predicted model, not a curated record. The coding region runs from base 350 to 1570 and encodes 406 amino acids.
GGCCGCCCUGGAGUCGGGGAAGGAAUUACGGAGGCUGCGCCCGGGGCUGCGCGGAGGGUCCAAGUCCUUUCUCAGAAACCUGUCAUAGGUGGGCUUUGGAGGAGACGCCGCCCGAGCACCGCCGGCAUAGGGAAUCACACCCUUGUCUGUCUGCUUGGGAGAGAGAACUUGGCACUUCCCUGAGUGGAGGAGAGGAAGAGGCUGUAAAUCAUCCAGAAGAGCCUUCAAGUCCUCCGAUGGCUGGCGAGAGGAGGUGAACGACGCCAGGAUGGUCUCCAGUCUGGGCCCCGCAUAGCAGCAGCUGCUCCAGCUCCCAGGCCAGGCCCAGGGAAUGUGCCACUAGAGCACCAUGGACCGAGCCCCCAGCGCGGCCCUGCAGCUGCACCAGCUCCCACCCACGAGCAGCGCCCACCCGGUCGGCGAGGUUUCCUUCUCCUACAAGGAAAACUUGAUCGGCGCCCUUUUGGCAAUUUUCGGGCACCUUGUGGUCAGCAUUGCACUUAACCUGCAGAAGUACUGCCACAUUCGCCUGGCAGGCUCCAAGGAUCCCCGGGCCUAUUUCAAGACCAAAACAUGGUGGCUGGGCCUGUUCCUGAUGCUGCUGGGGGAGCUGGGCGUGUUUGCCUCCUACGCCUUUGCCCCACUGUCGCUGAUUGUGCCUCUCAGCGCCGUCUCUGUGAUAGCUAGCGCCAUCAUAGGAAUCAUAUUCAUCAAAGAAAAAUGGAAACCUAAAGACUUUCUGAGGCGCUAUGUCUUGUCCUUCGUUGGCUGCGGUUUGGCCAUUGUGGGCACCUACUUGCUGGUGACAUUCGCACCUAACAGUCACGAGAAGAUGACAGGCGAGAACAUCACCAAGCACCUCGUGAGCUGGCCUUUUCUCUUGUACAUGCUCGUGGAGAUCAUCCUGUUCUGCCUGCUGCUGUACUUCUACAAGGAGAAGAACGCCAACAACAUCAUCGUGAUUCUUCUCCUGGUGGCCUUACUUGGCUCAAUGACGGUGGUGACAGUGAAGGCCGUGGCUGGGAUGCUCGUCCUGUCCAUACAGGGGAACCUGCAGCUCGAUUACCCCAUCUUCUACGUGAUGUUCGUGUGCAUGGUGGCCACCGCUGUCUACCAGGCUGCGUUUUUAAGUCAAGCCUCACAGAUGUACGACUCCUCUUUGAUUGCCAGCGUGGGCUACAUUCUGUCCACUACCAUUGCCAUCACAGCAGGUGCAGUAUUUUACCUGGACUUCAUUGGGGAAGAUGCACUGCACAUCUGCAUGUUUGCACUGGGGUGCCUCAUUGCCUUCUUGGGCGUCUUCUUAAUCACACGUAACAGGAAGAAGGCCAUUCCAUUUGAGCCCUAUAUUUCCAUGGAUGCCAUGCCAGGUAUGCAAAACAUGCAUGACAAGGGAAUGACAGUUCAGCCUGACCUCAAAGCUUCUUUUUCCUAUGGGGCCCUGGAAAACAAUGACAACGUUUCUGAGAUCUACGCUCCUGCCACGCUGCCGGUUAUGCAAGAGGAACACAGCUCUGGGGGUGCCUCUGGGGUUCCCUACCGAGUCCUGGAACACACCAAGAAGGAAUGAGCCCACCUCGAAGGAGACUCUCCUUCCCUCCAUUUAUAACUGCUCUCAAGCCGUCAGUGGUUCAACCCUGAAUCCUAAACUUUGCCUUUCACAUUUUAAUCUCUUAAACCGAGAACUCUCUAGAAGGGGAUCUCGAAGAGCCAUUGUCUCUAGCAAAGAACACAUGAUCUUGGUCUCGGAGAUUUCAGGUGACCAGGGUGGGGUGAGGGGGACGAAAGCAGUAUUCCCCGGGGGAAGUGCGGAGUUCAGACUCUGCCUGGUACUGCCCAGCCAGCUCCCGGAAAGCAUCCCCGAGGGUGGUAACUGAGCUUCCUCCGUCAGUGACCAAAGGUUGCCACAUUCCUUGGAGCUGAAGCAAGGCAGAGAUUCCGUUCUCACUUUCCACAUCCAGUGAAAGGCUGGAGACCUCUGAAUCUAAUCUUCCCUUGCCUGAUCCUCCCUGUCUCACGAUUCCCGUACUUCCAGUAACAUUUGUGUAGUCAUCACAAGGCAUAGUAGGCCAGCCCUGGGGACAUUCUAUCAUCCACCUGUAGGAAAUGCACUUCUGCCUUCCAAUUCUCCCUGCCCUUCUAGUGAAAACAUGCUUGAUGUGCUUACAUUAGAUCUGCUCUGAAACCUAAUUUGGUUUUGGUUCUGUGAACUAUGUAAUUGCUUUUUCUCCCCACCAAAGGAACCGAGAAGUUAAGAGUAGGAGGAAAGUAAGGACAGGAGCAGGGGUAAUGAUACGUUAGCCCAUAAACAUGAAGGAAGAAAAAUCCCUUUUCAUCUUAUAAGAAGUGAUUGCACCACUUAGAAAAAGAUAGGCAGAAAAUCUGGCUGUUUUAUGUGUAUGUUCUUGCACAGCAAGGGCCUCUGGGAAGCUAGGGCACUUACCUCAGAGACAGUCUCCAUCAAACGAAGCUUGAAUUAUCGGUUAAUUUCCUUGGAGUUGACCGAGACUUUGGGUCCUCGUUCCCAGGCACACAUGUCUGGGAAAGCGGGCAUUCUUGGUAAGGGGUCACUGCUUCCUUUCAGGCUACAUCCAUGAUUGUCCCUCCCUAGACUGACUGUAUACUUCUGAGAAUGGCAAGUAAGGGUUUGCAAACUUUAGCAUAAGGACCCCCUAGGGAGUGUGCAGAUUCCUACUCCCCAAGGACAGACGCUCUGUUUAAGUGGGAAUGAUGGGGAGGAGCGAGAGGCUGCGUUCUGAUCUGGCCGCACAGGUUGUUCUGAUGCAGGCAGUCCAGGGAUCACACACCUCGAAAGCCUACUGAUCGAGAGAGGGUCUGCUAAAACCUCCAGGGGCCAACACACCCCUGCUGGAGAGCUGGAAUUACCAGUCCUUGUUUCCUGUCCGGGGUUUAUUUGGCAGAUCAAAUAAUUCCCAUAGGAUCGGUGGCAUUUAUCCAUCCAGUGAUUACUACUUAGUAGAACUACGCGUAAUGUUUCCCUGGGUACUCUUUAGCUAAUAGGGGAGAUCACAGUGUUAAUAGACCAGUGUUGAUAGAUCAUUAACCUUUAUGGAUUGUGCUUAAUACCGAUUUACUACCUUGACUUCAAACACUGGCAUCUGCUGCUCGUGAUAACCACUUAGGUAUUCUGUCUUAACCUCUUCCGUAUUGUUGGCUUACUUGCCUAAGAAGGCAACAGACAAUGACCUGUUUUCUUCAGGAUAGGUAUCCACUCAAUUCAACGUUUGAGAGGCAUUUGUGGUGUGUUAAUAAGCAUUUGGAUGAGGGCGCGUGGGUGGCUCAGUUGGUUAAGUGUCUGCCUUCGGUUCAGAUCAUGAUCUCAGGGUUCUGGGAUCAAGCCCCACAUGGGGCUCUCUGCUCAGCGGGGAGUGUGCUUCUCCCUCUCCCUCUGCCCCUCCCCACCCCUGUUCCUACUUGCUCUUAUGCUCUCACUCCCCCCCCCAUGGGAAAAAAAUCUUAACAAACAAACAGAACAUUUGAAUGGUGAAGGCUACAAAGAACAGCAAUGAUCCCUGCCCUACAGACACACACCCAGGAAACCAUGAGAGGUGCACAUUGCAAUAGUGCGCAGAAAAAGGACAGUUACCGGGGCCCUUCUAAAGGUCAGACUGCGAGCCCACAACAGGGUAUUCAGAAUUGAAGGUGAUUUUGAGACACCUGGCCAGUUCAAUCGGUAGGGCAUAUGACUCUUGAUCUCAGGGUCAUGAGUUUGAGUCCCAUGUGUGGCACAGAGUUCACUUAAAAUAAAAUUUAAAAAUUAAUUUUAAAUUAAUUAAAAAAAUAAAAAGAAUCGGAGAUGAUUUGGGCUUCACUCAUGGAUGGGGGCAAACCUUGCUAAAAUUUGAGCAAAGCAUAGAAAGCAGGGCGACCACCCCUCCAGGCAGAGGGGCAAGGGGCCAGCAUUUGCAAAGGCACAGAAAUAGGGAGUGGAUGUUGGCAAAGAAAGGAGAGGUAGAGAGAGUGGUGGGAGCUGAGCCUGGAAAGAGACCAAAUCAUGGAGGCCUUGAAUGCCUGCUGAAGAUCAAGGGGUAUCACAGAGAGCGUGGGAGCCAUUGAUGAUUCAUAAGGAAGAAAAUGGCAGGGUCAGCACUGAUUGGAAAGGAGGCUUGAUGCAGAGUAUAGAGAGACAAUCUGAAGGGAUGAUAAAAGUCACUUUUCAAGGUCAAGCCGUCAGCUCACUGGAACAAAACACAAAAGGGGAAUUAAAUCUGGUUUUACGGUUAUUCAGAUUUUCUAGGUGGUUUUUCUAAGGUGAGCUGGGAUAAGGGAUGAGGGCAGAGUGGAUAAAUGGAAGGUAGGCAGGGAAUCCAUUGAAGUGUGUCAGGCCCUGGUGAUCAUUUGGGGGUUUUAUGUGCUCCCAACCUCAGUCCACCUCUUCCCUUUUCAAACCAUGAGCCCUUUAGUCUCAAGCCAGGCAAGAAUGAGACGAGUGGAUGAAAGUGCAUCAUAGUUUCAGGUUGGCCAACUGGUGGUUUCAAUGCCACUCAGCCACUGCUGCUGGGACCUGGACCUCCGGUGCCCCAGCACUGCUGGGGGCAGUGGCAUUAUCCUAUGAAGGGGCCACAGGAUGGCUGAGCAGAGGGUGCAUGGCAGUUUCCUGAGUGGAAGCCAGCAGUAGGCAUCCGAGUGUUCGAGAAGACCAGACAACAUAGAACCUCGGUCUCCAGAGUUCUGAAUCUGUCCUGGGUUAUCUUCUCCCAACCUUGGUCUUCAAGUAUAAAUGGACUGUUUGCUGGUGGCACUUACUGUUGGCACAGGGGGAGAGGACAUCAACUUUCUACUCACAGCCCUGGUUCUUUAUUUUUUUUUUUUUCUCUUGGCUCUGACAUUCCUCAAGCCCUCUGGAAUGCUCUAAGCAAUAUUAAGUAUCACACGUCUUUCUCCUUCCUACCAGCCUAUACCUAUGGCAAGGUCACCAAACUUGGGCUUAAACCUUCACUUGUUGUCUGAUCUUUCUUCUGCUCUUCACUCUGUCCCCCUCUUCUAAAGACUGGGACUCUGGGUUCUCUAAUCAGACAUUAGAACCAGGGCAAAGACUGGUACCUGUGGGCUUUGGUGAGAGCUCAGCCUUCCCCCGGAUCCCUCUUGAAGCCACAGGGCUUAUGAUGCCAUCACAUUAAAGCUUCAGGUCACAUGGGGUUCUUAUAGUGUGCAAUUGACUGCUGGGUAGGGAAGGGAGAUCUGACGUUUCCACUGCUUUUCUGGUGGAAACCAACCAGCUUGCUGGUACUGUGUGUAUACAAGACAUCCAUCAGGAUAGUGUUGGAGACCCUCCACCCUGCACUCUUUUGAAUUCCGAAUCUGGCCCAACAGUGGCUGAUAGGCAAAAAAAAAAAAAAAAGAAAAAAAAGAAAAAAAAAUGACCCCAUGUUUCUCUAAGAAGCUGUGUAAAUGAAGUCACCCUAGAAUAGAUUCUGUGUGGAUACUUAUAUUUCGUUAACUCCAUGGCUGAUAUGGCAUGUCUUAUUUUUUUUAAAAAAAAUGUGUGUUAGGUGUAAAUAACAUCAUGAAAUGAUAUUUAAUUAAAAAAAUCCAUGU